ACAGCGCCGAUUCCUAUAACCACCAGAGGUUAAAUCUCUCUUUCUCUCUCUCUCUCGAUAUCUUUUGUGUUGCCGGUUCUAAUGGCCGCCGUCGCAGAUUCCGUUGAGAACAAUGAUACUAUAAACCUCCCUGAGAAUGAAAAACUUAUGCCGGCGGGAAUCAGUACCACGGCAUUGCUUGAAGAAAACUCUGGCGCCUUCCCUGAAUUGAAUCAGCCCGAUAGCUUAGCUGCUGCUGAAACUACCGCCCCCGAUACGAACGAUUUCGCGGCGGAGAGGUGGCCAGGUUGGCCUGGGGAUUGCGUGUUUCGUAUGAUCGUUCCGAUGACUAAAGUCGGAGCUAUAAUUGGACGCAAAGGAGACUUUAUAAAGAAGAUGUGUGAGGAGACUCGUGCUCGUAUCAAAGUCCUUGAUGGUCCUGUCAACACUCACGAUCGCAUCGUGUUGAUAUCUGGUAAAGAAGAACCAGAGGCCUACAUGUCACCGGCAAUGGACGCAGUUUUAAGGGUCUUUAGACGAGUUUCAGGAUUGGCAGAUAAUGAUGAUGAUGACGUUCAAAACGCUGGAAGUGCCUUCUGUUCAGUGCGUUUAUUAGUUGCAUCCACGCAGGCCAUAAAUUUGAUUGGAAAACAAGGAUCUUUGAUUAAGUCAAUAGUAGAGAACUCUGGUGCAUCCGUUCGUAUUUUAUCAGAAGAGGAAACACCGUUUUAUGCUGCACAGGAUGAGAGGAUAGUGGAUUUGCAGGGGGAAGCUCUAAAGAUCCUCAAAGCAUUAGAAGCCAUUGUUGGACACUUAAGGAAAUUUCUAGUCGACCAUACUGUGGUCCCUCUCUUCGAGAAGCAAUAUCUAGCUAGAGUCUCUCAAACUCGUCAGGAAGAACCAUUAGCUGAAAACAAGUCAUCUCUGCAUACUAUUUCUACAAAUGUAAUCGAGCCUGAUUUCUCCCUCUUAGCACGGAGGGAACCUUUGUUUCUGGAGCGCGAUGCUCGGGUGGAAUCACGUGUUCAGCCUUCGGGAGUUUCUAUCUACAGUCAGGAUCCUGUACUGUCAGCCAGACACUCUCCAGGUCUUGCUCGGGUUUCUUCUGCUUUUGUGACACAGGUAUCUCAAACGAUGCAAAUACCAUUCUCGUAUGCAGAGGAUAUUAUUGGUGUAGAAGGAGCUAAUAUAGCCUACAUCCGUCGAAGAAGCGGAGCUACCAUAACUAUUAAAGAGAGUCCUCAUCCUGAUCAAAUCACAGUGGAAAUCAAAGGCACAUCUUCUCAAGUACAAACUGCUGAGCAACUAAUUCAAGAGUUCAUCAGCAGUCACAAGGAACCAGUUUCGGUUUCAGGGGGAUAUGCCAGAAUCGACACUGGCUAUGUGCCUGCAUAUCCUCCUCAGCUAAGUAACCGUCAAGAGCCGCUCUCAAACAGCUACAUGGGCACAGAGACGGUGCAGUACAGACCAGCAGCAUACUCUCAGCUGGGGGGUCCUUCGACCUACACACCGUCCCUGAAUGGGCAAACUUAUGGUUCGGAAUAUAGACCAGCUUCUGAUGUUGGUGGCUAUAACAGUUAUAAUCUUUGAAUUGUUUGCUGUGGUUUACGAGGUUCAGUUUAUCUGCAGAUUAAUUUCUGUUUAGAGAAAGGCUCAUUUUAUUAUAAUAGAGAGGGAAAAAGAACCAAGUAAUAGAGAGCCAAUGUAGUU
Arabidopsis arenosa is the source of this 1689-nucleotide messenger RNA. Lineage: Eukaryota; Viridiplantae; Streptophyta; Magnoliopsida; Brassicales; Brassicaceae. The record is from the annotation of a GenBank genome assembly.